GCUGCAUAGAAGUAGAAGGAAUAGCGUAUGUAAUUAAGUGCGGCACCAUAGAGCGAGGUCAUCUGUUCAGAUUGCUAACGCGCCACUGUCUACUUUUGCGAGGGACUGCUCAAGGAAGUACCAAGAACCCAAGCCCAUAGGAAAGUACCCGACUCGAGCAACCUCAAGCUCAACCCCAAGUGACGAGAACCCUUUUGAGUAGGUAAAAGAGUACUUAACAUAUGCGGCAGCGCUAGUCCCAUAAUAUUUUCUUCUUUCUUUUUAGGAAACGACUUGCCCUCAGCGGCACUCACCACGACCCCCAUACGCCCUCCUUGAGGCGCUCAGCCCGCGCCUCCGGAUCCCCCUUGUGUGAGAACGAGGCAAAGGCAUCUUAUCUUACUUUCUGGAGUCAUUAUCGUGCUAGAUGAUCCGUCCUCUCUGAUUCAUCUACGUACUCUUAGAAAGAACUUGAGCUACGCAUUAUUACAGAAGACUUGUCCUCCUCGUGGUCUCUCUCAUCUACCUAGGAGUAGUUGAUGUGUACUAUUUAAGUAUUUAUAAUAUAUAGUACUACUGCAUCACAACUUCUAAACAACAAUGUAUGAAGGACAUCACGAUCGCCACCUAAUCUAACGCUAACCUAACCUAACGAGCGCCACAUAAUUAGAUUUUUUUGAUGUACAUCGAUUGAAUUUGAAGAUAGUCACCACCUAUUGGGUUCUCGUCGUACUAAUAACUAGUUUAUUCUUCACGACCAACACACGCAUAAUUCGAUAUUCCUUUGCGUGGGUCGUUUAAGCCUAGUCUUGUGUAAAGGUAGGCUUGUCAACAACACAGCCUGGUAGUUAUAUUUGGGCGUCACAAGUAUAGUAGUCCGAAAAUAGUAUCAUUGUCACGUAGUAGUGGAUUUAGACGUGCUGGAAACUUAAAUACUGACUGUAACCUGUUAGGAGGUGGCACGACAGAGGUGGCACGGCUAUAGAGCUCGACAUAGAGGGCAGCCGGAGUCGCGAUCUGUUGUUGUUAAUGUUGUUAGUACUACUUCAGGGUCAACAACUACAGAGAAUUCCACACGCUUGAUGAUGGUACUUCUUCAGGAUCAGCAUCAGAAGAAAUUGAAAAUGAUGCUGGGCAGUAGUAGUAAUUGCUCCUCCCGGCGGUUCUCGACAUCAUCAUGCUUCUUGGAGGUGGUGGUAGUGCGAGCCGUUGUGGUGUGGGCAGUGUGUGGGCAGGCGGUCUUUGCUUUCGCUGGCGGGCGAGAACGCGCACGGUUGAUGUACCAGGAGACUACAGCUACACCUCAAGGAGGAGGGAUUCACCAGAUGGUAUACCAACAUCGAGCAGGAUCGUCUGCUGGUCAACAACAGAAUCCUUGGGAGACGGGCUUUUUCCAACAUGAUCUUGGACAAGAACAGAAACUACAGGGCUAUCCGUAUCAACAAAAUCAUCAGCCAGCACAGCCAUCGCGACAAGCGCAGCUGUACUCGUCUUCGCAGCAGAUGAUGUAUGCAACAGGGCCACAAGCAAUGUACUCUCAGCAGGAACAGCUGCAGGAGCUACAGGGACCGCAGGCGGCGAUGUAUUUUUAAGGCUUAGAUAAUAUAUUUCAUAGUUUCUACAAGUCGCUUGAGGAAGUCCAUCUUCACAGGCAUCUUGUUCCCGUUUUGAAGGGAAAUAGAUGGGCACGAAGAUGCUCACCAAGAUGGACUUCUGCAUGGUCUAAUAUUUUCAGCAACCAGUCGCGUCCAUGGUGCACUCGAAGAAGACGAGCGCUUCUUCCUAUCAACAUGAUCCUAAUAUGCAGCAAGGUCUACCUCCUGUGUACUACAACAAUUCGAGUAUUGCAAGUGCUUCUGUGCAGGCACAUCAGAUGGAGACUCAUGGCGACCGUAUUUGGCAUGGUCCACAAGAGCAUAAUUCUCGGCCGAUGUUGUCACUGUCUUCAGCUUCGUCUUCUGGUGCACCUUGGCCUCAUACGGAACUUGGUCUGACACUGUCGAUGCUAGCAGACGCACAGCGAAGAUUAGACUGCCUUCAACUUUUAACGCAGGAUCAACAUGCCCGAGUGCAAUUACUACAACAGGGAAUCUUUAAUACAAAUACUGCUGGCGUUGAUACUCCAGCACCUCCUGUACCUGGGCCCGCUUUUUCAGCCGCUGAAAUGCGUCUAGUGCAGCAACAACAACAAGGCCUACAGCUGUCGAGUCAAAGUCAGUCUAUGAUGGCAGUACAACCUCCACAGCUGGAGCAAGAGUAUUACUCUCCGAGUACUACCAUAGAUGGGCGCCGUCAUGAUCACUACGAGGAGGAUACAAACAGCGCAGAAAAACAAAUGGAAAGUAGACUAUCCUUAAUUUCGCAAAAAGUUUUUUCAGCCCCGACGCAAAGCCUCCAACCUCAAGGCCAACAUCGAAGUGAAAUUCUUGGAGCAAUGCCAGGACAGUAUCAACAUCAACAGCAACAACAUCAACAGAGCGAAGAAGUAGGCGCAGGCGCCCAGCUGCUCCCUCGUGCUGGUACUGCUCACGCAUCUUCAUCUUCAUCUUCAUCUUCAGAGGAAUUUCAGCGUCAGAAUGCGGAGCUCCAGCAGCAAACCCUGUCAGCGCAGCGCGUACAAGAACAGCAGAGGAAAUUGCAACAAUGUCCGCAAAGCCACUGCCAACACCUUCAACGACACCAACAAGAGCAUCACAGGAGAACCGGAGAGCAGCCACAGGGGCAUCAAAAUGUUCGCGGACAACCUCAAAGAACACAACAAGGACAAGAACAUCUGCCGCGCGACAAACCAUCCAGAGAGACGGGACCUAAUGGUAAAGCACUAGUAGCCAAGCACGAGCCAGCAAAAAUGCGCCCUAGCAAGAGUUCCGAACUACAGCCAUCUGCUGGGCCUCCUAGCACAAGGCAGGGACUUUCUGCCUCAGGUUCAGUGAAAAAGACUCAACAACAACAAGUAGACCAGCCUUCUUACCAUUCCCCGCAUGUACAGGGAGCAGCUAAGUCCGCGCCUGAAGGACCGCAGGGAGCAACUAGUAAUCUUGGGGCCCCAUUUCCACAACAGCAUGAACAUGUCCACGAUGCCAGUGAUGCAGAUUCGGUAUCGUUGCCUAAAAGCAAGAAUGUACCGACUCAGUACCACGAACAAGCUCAAGAGAAACUGGGAGCUGAAUCUGGUGAACAUUCUCAGUCUAGCCUUUAUAGUGAAUCAAGCCAUCCUGAAGGGCCGGAAUUUAGUCAAAGACGUGGCCGUCUGUAUCGUGGGCCAUCAAAACGUUUGCGAAGUAUAACUUUAGCAACUAUAGUGGAAGAAGCCUCGCCGAGGAGUUCUGAAGACCGCCGUAGUGGGUCAUCUUCAAGCAGGUCGAAAGAAUUAUUGACUCCAGCGACGCCAACUGCCGAGCAACAGUUGAAGAGUAGUGUUACAGCGACCUCUGCUCGUAGUACUAGCGCAUCUGCAUCUGCUGCGUCUUCCAGUAACCCAGCACUAGGAUAUUCAUCCAGUAGCCCUCUAUCUACACAGAAGAAAAAAGGCCAGCGUUUGGACCGGUUUCAUGGUUUUAGCUUGGUAGGAGAGGCAGACUCAGACGAGGCAGAUGAACUUAAGCAAGGCUAGAAGAAAUCCAUCUUCACAGGCAUCCUGAGACCGUUUCCAAGGGGAAAAAGGUCCUCGGAUGCGUCUUCCAGUAACUAGAAUUUUCAUCCAGUAGCCCUCAAUCAGACGAGGCAGAUGAACGCCCUCAUCUAAAAAAGGUGGCUCUGGUAUCUUUAGGAACUCGUCUACUAAGGCAUCGGCAUCAGCGGAAAGGACGACAUCACAGCCACCACCUCUACAGGAUGCAGCUGAACUUGAAAAGUCGACUCCUGGCGCUUCGUCCGCAAAUAGAAGAGGGCCUGUGGCUGUGCUUGAACUUGAGAGAAAAAGUAGCGCCUCUAAAUCGGAGGAGCAUCUUCAAGGGAGGACCCUACCAAGAAGUGAUCGUCAUAAAGUAGAGAUGACAACCCUACCAGUAAAUGAUAAUACUAGAGUACUAGAGACACCCUGUUCACCUACAGUAGGAGUAGAAGAGACACCUUCUACUCCUAGUUGUAGCAGUGCCAGAGCUAGGCCGACCUUAUCUCCAUCGCGACGUCAGCAAUUAGUAGAAUGCAUGCGAAAGAAGAGUAAAGACUCUUCUGGUAAAAGGAAGGACAAAUCUCCACAGCGGACGAUUGGCAUUAUGAUCCCUCAAAUAGUUAAGGCUUCCGGUUGCCUUAAUUCAUCUUGAGAUUGGGAAGCGUCUUGGCGCCUUUUCCAAAGCGAGAACCACGCCAAAGAUGCCCUCCAAGAUGAAUUAAGGUCUAACUAAGCUCUAAGACAGCUCCUGAUGCAGGCCAAUCAGGCGCACGAGUUCGCACUUGCUCUCCUAUAGCAGAAGAAGUGCCGUCUCCGGUAUCUGUAGCAGAUGAGCAAUCUAGUGGCAAAGCAGUAGACUUCGUCAGCAUGGUCAACAUGGUUGAGGGGAGCGAAAUACUAGAGCGCAGAAAAAAAACUGGCCGCAACAAGAUCAGUGGCCGGGUGGCCGCACAUGGCGUUUCUGUAAACGAGAGCGGAGAGACCGACGUCGGCAAGGGAAAAGAAGAUGGUCAUGGUCUUGAGUUUGGUCCUGUUGCGGAGGGGCCGAAGGAUGUUGUUUCAACGAAAAGUGCCUCUUCUCCCUCGUCCACGUCGCAAGCAUCGGGAACAUCGUCCCCUUGCUACCGUUUUUUUCAGCCAUAUGGUGUUCAUCUUCAUGUGAGGUCACGCUGCGCGUUUGCUCCCUUCAGCAAGAACUUUUCCUGCGGAAAGUUGUGUCCUUUGAUGUGCCUGCAACCUCCAAUCGAUGAGAUCUUUGAUGCUGCUAAAAUGGAGAUGGAGGAUGCUGUUGAAGAAAUGGUGGAGGAUGAUCAUGAUGGGCUUCACGACCGCGACCAGGCGCUUCGGGGUAUGUGUAAAACCACGACUGUAGAGGAAGCUGCUCGUCCCAGUACAACCACAACGCCAGAGCAAGAUCUUCGGUUAACUCGUCCCGAGCGAGGUCGUGGAACUUCCGAGCAAGCUCCUGUCGCAACGACGGGAGACCAGGAGGCACGCGCAAUUGCGACACUGGAAGGAUCUUCGACACUGGAAGGACGAUCUUCGGCAACAGUACAGCAACAGCCUGCAGCGUCGACACAGCAAGAAGCCCCGGCAGCAUCGCCACAGAAAUUAGCGAGUCCUUCUGAAGAAAUUAGCCACGAUCUCGCGGACUACGAUCUCGUGGGGGAAGACGAUGAAGAAGAGGAGCAAGAACAAGAGACAUCUACAACUACUGAAGGUAGAAGAAGAAGCGAUAGAGACAGUGCUGGUCGUGUGCGGCGUAUGCUUCAACGUACUAAGCGCCGGGAUCGGAACUUGCAAGCGAAAUCUGGUGCUGCGAAGAGAGGACAGUGCGGUCCAGGAGGUGGAGCGGUGAUUCUUGUUUCGCCAAUAACCAAGAAGCGUUGCACCUCCUUUGACACUACGUCCGAACAAAGAGGUGCUUUGACACUAACUAGUACACUAACUAGUGGCUGCUCUACUAGUCGCGGCAAAGAUCAUGGAGGUGUUGUAGUUUCUGCGCUUGACGGAGGUGAUGUAGUACUGCCGGAUGUUUGUACCGGUGCCUAA
Amoebophrya sp. A25 is the source of this 5644-nucleotide messenger RNA. Lineage: Eukaryota; Dinophyceae; Syndiniales; Amoebophryaceae. The record is from the annotation of a GenBank genome assembly.